Messenger RNA from Klebsormidium nitens, 351 nucleotides. Lineage: Eukaryota; Viridiplantae; Streptophyta; Klebsormidiophyceae; Klebsormidiales; Klebsormidiaceae. The record is from the annotation of a GenBank genome assembly.
AUGGCGCAAUCGCAGUGCACGAAGGCUCUUCUGGUGUGGCUGCUCUUCGCAGCGGUUUUGCUGGUCGCGAAGGCGGGUGAGCCCCACUCCGGCCAGUUCCAGCAAGAGGUCCACAUGACGUCAUCUACGUGCGGGGCAACGUCAGCCGGCCGCCGCGGCCUCCGCGACACCCAGACCCAGCUCGCAUCCACCACCAUGUCCGGCGACGAUUCCGGCGGAACGUCCACCGGAACGUCGACCGUCAGCGUGAACGGGCAGAGCGAGACGGUGACGUGUACCAGAGACGCGGCCGGGAAAGCGACGUGCACCAAGAACGGGCAGCCUUACGCGGCUCCCCCCGGACGUGAGUGA